CCUUGUCAGAAAAACUUCUUUUUUAAAACUUUCAACCGCCUACUAUCAGUUUAUUAGGCAAAUAACAAUUUACUUACUCAAGAAGUAACUUUAUGUAUAUUCACGCCUACGAAAAGUGCUCAGCCGAUUAUAUUUGCGAUCAAAUUUGGAAAUCAUCUACCAACAACCUUUAAACAACUCAACUCUUUCUUUAUAACAAGCUUAUAACAAAAAAAAAAGAAAAAAAGAAAAAACUCAACCUAACUAAAUUUAUAUAACAAAGAAAAAAACCAACUUUUUUUUUCUAUCUCUCUCUCUACUUAUCAACACAAACUCUUCAAUAACAUGCCUAGCACUAUUAACAACUCUCCUCUUCCUGCUUCUCUCAAGUUGAAGACUGGUCAAAUCUUCACUGGUACCUCAUUCGGUGCCCCUGUCUCCACCUUUGGUGAAGCUGUAUUCACUACUUCCCUUGUCGGUUAUCCCGAAUCUAUGACUGAUCCCUCUUACACUGGUCAAAUCUUGGUCUUUACCCAACCUUUGAUUGGUAACUACGGUGUUCCUGGUCAAGAUAAGGAUGAAUUCGGUCUUUACAAGUAUUUCGAAUCUGAUAGUAUCCAAGUCCAAGGUAUCAUUGUCAAUGACUAUGCUACUGAGUACUCUCACUGGACUGCUGUCGAAUCUCUUAGUCAAUGGUGUGUUCGUUACAAUGUCCCUGCUAUCAGUGGUGUCGACACUCGUGCCUUGACCCAACUUUUGCGUGAUCAAGGUUCUACCUUGGGUCAAAUCUGUGUUGGCCAAGACUCUCACAUUGACGAUAUUGCAUCCACCGUCUUCCCUAACCCUAACAACGACAACUUGGUUGCCAAGGUUUCCACCAAGGUUCCUCUCAACUACAACCCUAAGGGUGAUGUCAAGAUCGCUGUUAUUGAUUGUGGUGUCAAGCAAAACAUUCUUCGUUGUCUCGCUAGCCGUGGCGCUGCUGUCACUGUCUUACCCCAUGACUAUGACUUCAACUCUGUGGCUCAUCAAUUUGAUGGUAUCUUCAUCUCUAACGGACCCGGUUCCCCCACCACCUGUGUUGAGACCAUCAAGCAUCUCAAGGUUGCUCUUGAAACUUUAAACAAGCCUAUCUUUGGUAUUUGUAUGGGUAAUCUUUUACUUGGAAUGGCCGCUGGUCUUCAAGUUUACAAGUUGCCUUUCGGUAACCGUGGCCACAAUCAACCUGCUCUCAAUGUUGAUACCGGACUCUGUUACAUCACUUCUCAAAACCAUGGUUAUGCUUUAAAUGACACUGAUAUGCCUAAGCAAUGGAAGCGUCUCUUUGUCAAUGCCAACGAUGGAUCCAACGAAGGUAUUCAACAUGAGACCAAGCCUAUUUUCUCUGUCCAAUUCCAUCCCGAAGCUAAGGGUGGACCUCAAGAUACUGUCUAUUUGUUCGAAGAGUUUUUGAAGCAUGUUCGUGCUGAUAAGGUCAAGGCCGAAGGUUUUGAAGUACCUGUUCCUCAAGUACAACAAUCUGCUAUUGCAACCUUUGCCUAAAAAAAAAUUCCGCAACCCCAUCCCAAACUGAAAAAAAAACCAAAAAAAAAAAUUUAUUUUAGUUUUGUUCCUUUUUUUCUUUUGAAAUCUUUUUUUUUUCCUUAUUCCUUCUUAUUCUGCAUUUAUCCCAUUUUUUUCCCUAUCUUUUUUUUAAACUAAAUAAAAAAAUACUACAUUCUUUUUCUAAACAAAAAC
This is a messenger RNA of Mucor mucedo, 1716 nucleotides long. Its product is annotated as small subunit of carbamoyl-phosphate synthase. The transcript has 2 exons. NCBI's taxonomy places the organism in Eukaryota, Fungi, Mucoromycota, Mucoromycetes, Mucorales, Mucoraceae. The coding region runs from base 325 to 1521 and encodes 398 amino acids. The record is from RefSeq and is a predicted model, not a curated record. Gene Ontology annotation, cellular component: cytoplasm; carbamoyl-phosphate synthase complex. Gene Ontology annotation, biological process: 'de novo' pyrimidine nucleobase biosynthetic process; L-arginine biosynthetic process; L-glutamine metabolic process. Gene Ontology annotation, molecular function: carbamoyl-phosphate synthase (glutamine-hydrolyzing) activity.